UUCUUUUGUACUUUCUUCAAUGUUUAUAAGGAUUAGAUUAGAUUACCCUUUAGAUUAUACAAUUUAAUAUAGAGGUGUACUCGCGGGGGCUGCGGGUGGUCGCAAAUUAUUUUCUUCUUCCUGGGUGGGGGUCAUAACAGAAAACAAUUGAGAAGCACUGAGUCAUUCUAACCGCGCAGUUGUCACUUGCGAACUUUGAACUUCAAGUACCAUGCAGUACGCAAUAUCAGCGCGACUCCUCUCGCCACGCAAUUCGGAUUUUCUAGCGACAGCGCUGAAGUUUGCGUCUCGGCGAGACAUGUCGACGCGACCGGUUACUUUGCUCGGUGCCAUGGCCUUCGGAGGCCGGGCGGACGCCGAGCAGAGUCUGGAGAUGGCCAAGAUCUUCCUGGACCGAGGGCACGAGGAUCUGGACACUGCCUUCAUGUACACGGAUGGGAAGUCGGAGACCAUCAUUGGGGACAUGAACCUCCCCAAAACAGUCCGCAUUGCCACCAAGGCAAACCCGUGGGACGGCAAGACGUUGAAACCGGAGAGUGUGCGCUCUCAACUGGAGACAUCCCUUAAGCGUCUGCAGACUGACUGUGUGGACCUCUUCUACCUGCACGCCCCCGAUCACCUCAAUCCAAUCGUGGACACCCUGCGGGCUUGCAACGAGCUCCACAAAGAGGGGAAAUUCAAGGAGUUUGGACUUUCCAACUAUGCAUCAUGGGAAGUGGCUGAAAUUGUGUGCCUGUGUAAACAGAAUAACUGGAUUGCACCCACUGUGUAUCAGGGGAUGUACAACGCCAUUACGAGACAGGUUGAGACAGAGUUGCUGCCAUGUUUGAGGUACUUUGGGAUGAAGUUCAACGCAUACAACCCUCUCGCAGGUGGCCUUCUGACUGGAAAGUAUCACUAUGAGGACAAAGACACAUCUCAGCCCGCAGGGCGAUUCUUUGGUGACAACUGGGCUGCAGUGUAUAGGGACAGGUACUGGAAGCAGAGUCACUUCCAAGCCAUAGAAGUGGUCCAAAAGGCCUUGGAGGUGGCGUACAGCCCGACACCACCCACCCUGUUGUCUGCCGCCAUGCGCUGGAUGUACCACCACUCCCAGCUCAAGGGUGACCUCGGCGACGGCGUCGUCAUUGGGAUGUCCAGUGUGGAGCAGCUCAGACAGAAUCUAGCCGCCACGGAGGAAGGUCCUCUUGAUGAGAGGGUGGUAAAGGCCUUUGGGGACGCUUGGAACCUGGGAGCUCACGAGUGUCGUAACUAUUUCCGAUAGACUGAGCAGAGUGAGAUCCUCCAGGGAUGUCCGGCACAAAUGUGUUGAUGAUCGCUUAAUCAUAGAGUAAUCACAAAAAGUUAGGGAUACUGGGCUUUCGGGUGAAAUUUCAGGAUGAACCUAAAAUGCACUAUAACCUUUACAGGUGAACUAAAUUUGACUUUAUGUAAACCUUUUAAUGCACAUACACCUAUUGAAUGGUUCAUGAAAAUUUCAAUGAACUUCCACAUCUAAUGCCUUUCCUGUUACUCUUCCCGUCUCCUUCAGCUCCUUGGUAGUCAGCAAGUUAUGCGAAAAGUUGGACGUGCGUUCAAAAGUUUAAGUCAAGUUCUCCAGUAAAGGUUACAGCGCAUUUUAAUUUCAUCCUUAAAUUUCGCCCCAAUAUCUCUAACUUUAUGAGAGUGUAUUUUUUCAUAAAUGUGAAAUGGCCUUCAGAGGACUAUAUAACUUCUUUUGAUCAAACAUAAUUUGAAUGUGCACGUACAUGCUCGCCUCCCUUCCGUCUUUAACUCUAAUUAUACCGGAAGAUGAAUUGUACAGCACACACAAUUUUGUAAAAUAGAUGACGCUUCAUUUUCAUAUUUCAUCAGAUUUUACAUGAAAAUAAUUCUAACCUGUUCUCCAAAUUAACAAGUACUCGUAAGCAACAUUUCAGUCCGUAUCUAAAAUGUCAAGUUGGAGAAUACGUUUUUGGGAUGAUGAAAAAAAAGAUGUUGCAUAUGUUUUCUCAAUCGUGAUGUGACGUUUAAGAAUAAAAACAAGAUUACAAAACAAAAAAA
Messenger RNA from Phyllopteryx taeniolatus (common seadragon), 2043 nucleotides. RefSeq names its product aldo-keto reductase family 7, member A3 (aflatoxin aldehyde reductase) (gene akr7a3). NCBI's taxonomy places the organism in Eukaryota, Metazoa, Chordata, Actinopteri, Syngnathiformes, Syngnathidae. The record is from RefSeq and is a predicted model, not a curated record. Gene Ontology annotation, molecular function: oxidoreductase activity. The coding region runs from base 212 to 1264 and encodes 350 amino acids. The transcript is spliced from 7 exons.